UCAAAUGUUGAUUUUUUAAUUGGUAACACUUUUAGAAGGUGGAGAUUGCCGGAUGCAUUACAUUGUAAUAAUUUUUUCAAAUGGGGAAAUUUGCUUUUGUUUAUUUCAAGCACUGGCUGAUUUAUCUUCUUAUUUAAUUUGUAGGUUAGGAACUUUUUUAAUAAUCAACGAUCACGAAUGAGGAGAUUUGUCAGAUUGUCAAAAGGGAAGGCAAACAGAUCCACUGCCUGCAAUGAGAUGAAUGAUGGGGUCCCCUCAACAUCGAAUCCCAUUGUGCUUGCAGAACCUGUUCCGAUACACAGUGUGGUUCCUACAAAUAUUCAGGAAGGACCUUCUUGCUCAACACAGGAUGAGGUCCUUUCUCAUGUGAACGACUCAGAUAGAUAUUUCGUAGAUAAUAUAUUUAGUUUAAUGAGGAAAGAAGAAUUGUUCUCAGGGCAGGUUAAAUUGAUGGAGUGGAUCCUGCAAAUACAAAAUUCUUCAGUGCUAUAUUGGUUCUUAACUAAUGGCGGGGUGAUGAUUUUAGCAACAUGGCUAAGUCAAGCAGCUUCAGAAGAACAAACAAGUGUUCUAAAUGUUAUUCUCAAGGUACUUUGUCACUUGCCACUGCAGAGGGCUCUCCCUGUACACAUGUCAGCAAUAUUACAAGGCGUUAAUAAACUGCGGUUUUAUAGGAAAUCAGACAUCUCAAACAGAGCAAGAAUGCUAUUAGCUAGAUGGAGCAAGGCGUUCGCAAAGAGCCAGGCUGUGAAGAAACGCAAUGGGAUGAAUUCUGCUGCUGAUGCACAAGAUGAGAUGCUAUUGAAGCAGAGCAUUGAUGAAGUUAUGGGCAAUGAAGCACGAGAUUCAAAAGUUGACUACUUUGGCAAUGCUCUAAUACCCUUUGAAUAUCAAGACAACUUAAGGAAGUUCAGACCUUCUCAGCCACUGAAAUUGAUCGCUGCAUCAACAUAUGACAACAAAAGGCGAGGUGUUUUGUCGUCACGUAUCCUUCUUUUUUCCCUUGAAUUAAUCAGAGAGCUAAUAUAGGUUUCUAUAUUGAAUUUUCAAAAUUUUUAAAUUUUUUCACACAGUAAUUUCUUUAUUGAAGCUUACGCACCAGAAGAUUUUGUUUAUUUAUAUAUUAUAAAUUGGCAUUAAUCCUUUGAGAGUUUGCUAUUAUUUGUUGCUUUUAAGUUGAUUCUUCUAAGUUACCGCUGCUCCUUCGGCGAUUAAAAGCUUUUAGUCAGUUUUUAAGUAAACCAAUGAUGUGCAGUUAUGCAAAAGCUGAACCUAGGUGCGCCACUAAAAUAGGCUUUAUUAGGAGCUGCAUAACUCUACCGAUGCUUUGACUGAGAUAAAGUUAAUGCUACAAAAUUUUAUGGUCAGAAAUGGCUUAUCAUUUCGGAUGUACAGCUACAUGGUUCAAACUUGUAGAAUGGAAAUGCUCAGCAAUAUGGAAUGACGAUGGUCCUGAUGACUAUAAUGGCAAAAAAUUUUGAAGUAGUGUGUUUGAUGAAAGUUAGUCUGUUGAAUUACUGCUAUGCAAUGUCAAUUGAGAAAUUGGUUUCUUGUUUUUGUUCUGGCUUUUCUGAAACUAUUUUUGCUUCAUGGGGGGUUGAUAAAUGUUGAAAAAUUUAUUGCUAAAAUGCUUUUACAAAAACUAUUCAGUUUGUAGAAAUGAAUGAGGUAAAUGUCUAUGCCUUUGUUUCGUAAUUGCAUUAAGUGCACAUGAUGUUGCUUCAAUGAGCUAAAUUCUGAGCCAGCCUGGAAAUGAAUACCAAUAACUACUGAUUAUGUGACAUUAUAAUUAGCCCACUCAUGUAACCUCAUCCCUUAAUAUUCUAUGUGACACAAUACCAUAUGAAAUGUUUGGCAAAUUAUCAUUCAAUCAAUAAGCUGAUGAAUUAAAUUCC
Molecule: messenger RNA, 1895 nt
Organism: Olea europaea var. sylvestris
Lineage: Eukaryota; Viridiplantae; Streptophyta; Magnoliopsida; Lamiales; Oleaceae
Product: homeobox protein LUMINIDEPENDENS-like
Exons: 7
Coding region: 178-1029 (283 amino acids)
Source: RefSeq, a predicted model, not a curated record